CAUCACUGUUUAAUAACACUGGUUUUCUUUCAGCGCGAUAAGAGUGUUUUGAUAUAGCAGCACGAUUUCCUGCUUUCUAAACAGUAACUGAACUUAACACACGCAACAGGUAAGACGUGGUUUACUUCUUUUCAUAACUAAAUCCUGCCUAAAAGGUCUUGAUUGAAUUGUAAGCGGUGUCGUUGUGUGAUCGACUUGAGAAUUUUGUACGGGUUCCUCAAGGGAUACUCUAUAAAAAGCAGCUUUUGCUCAAAAGAUAGCAUUUGCACUAUUAUUGCGGGAAAAUGACAAAAAAACAAUCGAAAGGCAAAAGUAAAAUCCCGAAAAUCGUUGGAGAAAAGCGAAAUUUCAGCCUUUUCAGGACCGGAAGUGAAAUCGCUGAUUUGUUAGGGCACUUGACCAUAACAUACAAAGAAGAAUCUUUUCAGAGUGACUGAAGAGAUUGUGGAGUGAGGAUGGUUCUUCCCUUUCUUCUCGUCCUCCAAACAAAAGUAUAAACGACAAUUUGAGUUUAUCAGCGUGUGAGGGAGCACAGACGUACCUGUUAAAGCCGUAUGACAGCGAUCGGAUACUGACUCGACAAGCGAGUUCGACGUGGAACGGUAUUAAAGCAAAUAUGCUGCACUGCAAAUUCUGUUCGUUACUGAUCGACGGUGUGAUUACACUUUCGAUAAAAUAAAGUUAUUCUAGCCAAAAAAUUUCUUAUCUGAUGGAGUGGCAAUGUUUUGUUUGAGCAUUUAAUAUUACGAUCUAAAGCCGUGUUGAAUAAGUAAUUAAACCGUGUAUGCGUACAAGGCGAUUUUCCCGGGAAAUUCAAUAAUUUCAUGUUAUGAACAUAUUUGUGCUUGGAUGAAUUAUAUAAAGGUUGUCGACCUAAGAAAAAGCGACUACCGUCACAAUUUCAAGAGUGUGUCUGCUGCUCAGAGAUUGACUGUUGCCUGUGGUCGCUAAAAACAAUGAAGCGAUUGAGGCAGAAGGAUUCAUCCUAUUUGCAUAACACAUCCGGGAUUCCAAGCAGUUUUCUUGAAUCGCUGGGUUCUUCAGACAGCCUGGUAUUAAUGCAAACAGCAGUACUGCGACUCCUACGAAGGCCCAACACACAAACAAACCGUCACAUAGCUUAAAGGCAGCUGGCGAGGUGGUGCUCGGGCAUUUUAGGAAAAGUUCGCGUUGUCCUGCUGUCUUGCACAGUUUGUUACAUUGGGGCUCACUUUCCUCCCCUACUAAAGAGACAAUGAAGAGGGAUGACUUUGUGUUCGAGGGAUUUCGCUUUGCAGACGAGUAAUGAGAACACAGACUACACAGAAUUUUAACAUGUAUUCUCCAUAUAAACCAUAAGCAAUUAAUAUAUUUUUAUUAUGGUGAUUUGCCUUUCUUUUAUUUUUUAUUAUGGUGAUCUUGCGUAUCCCGAGAUGUUGCGGCGAUUUUUCCGUUUCACGUCCUAGCUCUUUAGUUUCUGGUGGCCCACGUUUAAAUGUUGGAAGAGCAUCAGCUUUUAUUAUUGGUUUCCUGUUUAAGCCUAGGAACUACGCUAUCGCUGGAUCUUCUUUGUACGUCAUUUCCGGUUUCAAGCUGCAGGGCAAAAUUGGAAUUGCGUGACGAAAAACUUUCCCCGUUUUCUUAGUCUUUUCUGGCGAAUACAGAUGAACCGGACAUUCUAUUUUCUCAAAAUCUCUUAAUAAGGCCAUAAGCUAUCUUUUCGUAAAAUUACCGUUUUGGGUAUAGAGUAUAUCUUUAAUGGGGGAUAUACGUAAAUCUCACCCGAGGUUCUCGUACUUUCACUAAAAACCCUUUGAGCCGAAAGUCCAAUAAUACUAACUUAAGUUUUAAAGGUAAAGCUGGACAUCUUAUGUAGAUUACCCCUAACUAAUUUAUUUUUUGACCUAUAAUACGAAAAAACAUAAGCUUAACAUUAUAAUGUUUUGCCUAUCAUUCGCCUCGGAGGGGGUGGCAUGGUUUUGUCAGAAAAAAUGAGUGACUGAUCUUUUCUGCCAGUGAAAAUGAAUAACUGUUUAUAUUUUGUUUGUUUGUCGGUGAUUUUCUUUUUGUCUUUCUUUUCUUGUUUAGUCUUCUUGGUUAAUUUAAAUUGUUGUUGUUGUUUAGUAUUAACAGAGAGACCAAUGACAACUGGUCAUCUGCAUAGUCUCUGCCGGCAAGGCAGUGUCUCCAAAAUCCAGUCUUACCUGGAGGAAGCUGAAGAUAUUCAUAACAAGUUAGAAGAACGUAUCGGUUUCCUUGGCUACACUCCCCUCCAUGAAGCAGCCAAAGAAGGUCGAAUCGAUGUUGUCAGGCUAUUGCUCGAGAAUGGUGCAAAUGCAAAUGCCGAGGCCAAUGGUCAGUACACACCUCUGCACAUUGCAGCGUCAAUGGACAAUGUAGAUUGUGUGGUUGAGCUUUUGAAACACAAUGCUGAUGUAACUAAGAAAGAUGAGUUUGAUAAAACACCUUACAGGACAGCCAUAAUUAUGAAGUGCAAGAAAGCAGCACAAAUACUCAAGACCGAAGGUAGGUGGAUGAAAUUUCUAUUCCACUUUGUGAGCUCAGUUUCGAUCAGUUAGAAGAACACUGGGUAGCCACAGGCAAGCAGGAGGUGACAAAUUUUUAUUCCUGUCCGACAACAACCAGGUUCUUUACGAGACUGUUGGUACAGACCUAAUGCUUUUUUUCAAUAGGUGAUCAUAUCAUUGGGUAGUGACAAAAUGCCUUCCUAUUUUUAUUCUCCUCCUCCUUCCCUUGUCAUUGGAACUGAAAGAACACUCACUGCAAAAAGGCAAGAGAUGUAGAACCCAGUAGUUACAGACAGCUGAGCACGACAGCUUUGAUUUCGGUUGCUACAGACGUCCUUUUCCAUGCCCUGUCACUCUGUUAGAUUGAUAACGUCAAUGCAAACAGGCUGGUCACGUUUAUAUUCCCAACGUAGAUUUUAUGUGAGGAGAUGUGGACGUUGAACUGUGCUUCAUGUAUGUAGCUACCAUAAAACUCUCGACUGGGCGGAGGUGGGGGGGUGGGGGGUUUGGUAGCAAAGGGAGUUUGUGAAGCGCAAGAGCCUCCCUCCCCACCCCUCAGUUGACAGCUUGCGCGUCUGUGUAACACUAAACAGACUCCAUACGCUAUAUACCAGCAUGUUUACAGACCUUCUAUUUUCUCUUUAGAGAUUGUCGACAGCGCGAUCGCAAAUUUCGUCGAAAAAAAAACCGUCUGUGGACAGGCUAAUUAUAAUUAUACCAACUAUCAUGCAAUAUCCAUGAUCCUGAUUAUAUUCCGUUCUCCUUUUCACGAUCCUCGCCCGCCAUGACUCAUUCUUAUAUUUUGCAAUCAUUGAUCUGCUCUCUAGAGAUCAAGAGGGCAGCCCGGGAAAAUAGCCCAAAUUUGAAGGACUUGUUAGCGUCAAUAUCCGGUCAAGAUAUAUUACCAUCAUGCUUCAAGGAAGCCCUGUGGGAGGCAUCAAGCUGCGGACAUGUGGAUGCAAUCUGUUCGUUGGUCGUCGCGGGUGGAAAAAUGCCUUUGUAUCUCAAAGACUGCAUUAUUCAAGCGCUAAGAUUGGACUUUUGUGAGGCUGCUGCGACAUUGUUGAUGUGCUAUGCGGCAAAACACGACAAAAGACUGCUUCUAAAAUAUUUGAUGGGUGGAGAGACGAGCAGAGAGGAAGGAGAACAAGCCAUUUUAGAAUUACCUUGUCCAAGUGUUUCACGUAACACUAUGGCUGGUAUA
Molecule: messenger RNA, 3711 nt
Organism: Porites lobata
Lineage: Eukaryota; Metazoa; Cnidaria; Anthozoa; Scleractinia; Poritidae
Source: the annotation of a GenBank genome assembly